CAAUCGGGGUUAGGGUGGCCCUCGAAAAUGAACUUUGGGCAACUCCGCUGAACCAAUAAGGUCAAUCGGGAGGCAGGGCCGCUUUGUCCCCCACCCCCCACCCCUUUCGGUGUGUGCGAAGAUUAGGUUGCGAUCUGGCAGGGGGAGCUGCCUUAUUCUCUUGGCUCUUGCUGCAAGUGGAGCUGCGCCUUCAGCAGCAGCAGCAGGGAGCUGUCGAGCCCAGCAGCCCCGACGAGGCGAAGCAGCACCGAAGGACCCCCGGCAGCCUCUCGCAGGAAUGGAUCAUUAUGACUCUCAGCAAACCAACGACUACAUGCAGCCCGAGGACGACUGGGACAGGGAUCUACUUUUGGAUCCGGCUUGGGAAAAGCAACAGAGGAAGACAUUUACAGCCUGGUGUAACUCUCACCUCCGCAAGGCUGGCACGCAGAUUGAGAACAUAGAAGAAGAUUUCAGGGAUGGCCUUAAACUUAUGUUACUCCUGGAAGUCAUAUCAGGUGAACGUUUGGCUAAGCCAGAAAGAGGCAAAAUGCGAGUGCACAAAAUCUCGAAUGUCAACAAAGCCCUGGAUUUCAUUGCUAGCAAAGGAGUCAAGUUGGUAUCCAUUGGAGCAGAAGAAAUUGUUGAUGGGAAUGCGAAAAUGACCCUUGGAAUGAUCUGGACCAUCAUCCUCCGCUUCGCUAUUCAGGAUAUCUCAGUGGAAGAGACAUCUGCUAAAGAAGGGCUUUUGUUGUGGUGUCAGAGAAAGACAGCCCCAUACAAAAAUGUGAACAUCCAAAACUUCCAUAUUAGCUGGAAGGAUGGCCUUGGUUUCUGUGCCUUGAUUCACAGACAUCGUCCAGAACUCAUUGACUAUGGAAAACUAAGAAAGGAUGAUCCUCUCACUAACCUGAACACAGCUUUUGAUGUGGCUGAAAGGUACCUAGAUAUCCCCAAGAUGUUGGAUGCAGAAGACAUUGUUGGAACAGCCCGUCCUGACGAGAAGGCCAUCAUGACCUAUGUUUCUAGCUUCUACCACGCCUUCUCAGGAGCCCAGAAGGCGGAAACAGCAGCCAAUCGUAUCUGCAAGGUGCUGGCAGUUAAUCAAGAGAAUGAACAGUUAAUGGAAGACUAUGAGAAGUUGGCCAGUGAUUUGCUGGAGUGGAUCCGCCGCACCAUACCUUGGUUGGAGAAUCGGGCUCCAGAGAACACCAUGCAGGCCAUGCAGCAGAAACUGGAGGAUUUCCGAGAUUACCGCCGCCUUCACAAGCCUCCCAAAGUCCAAGAGAAGUGCCAACUGGAAAUCAACUUCAAUACGUUGCAGACUAAGCUGCGACUUAGCAACAGGCCAGCCUUCAUGCCUUCUGAAGGGAAAAUGGUAUCGGAUAUAAAUAAUGCAUGGGGGUGCCUAGAACAGGCCGAGAAGGGCUACGAGGAGUGGCUUUUGAAUGAAAUCCGAAGAUUGGAACGGCUGGAUCACCUGGCUGAGAAGUUCCGGCAAAAAGCUUGCAUUCAUGAAUCCUGGACAGACGGUAAAGAGGCAAUGUUGCAGCAGAAGGAUUAUGAAACUGCCACCCUCUCAGAGAUCAAGGCCCUGUUAAAGAAGCACGAGGCAUUUGAAAGUGAUCUUGCUGCUCAUCAGGACCGUGUGGAACAGAUUGCUGCUAUUGCACAAGAACUCAAUGAGCUGGAUUAUUACGAUUCCCCAAGUGUCAAUGCCAGGUGCCAGAAAAUAUGUGACCAGUGGGAUAACCUUGGGGCCCUGACCCAGAAACGACGAGAAGCCCUGGAGAGAACAGAAAAAUUGCUGGAGACAAUUGACCAGCUGUAUCUAGAAUAUGCCAAACGAGCUGCCCCUUUCAAUAACUGGAUGGAGGGGGCCAUGGAAGAUCUUCAGGACACCUUCAUAGUCCAUACCAUUGAGGAGAUCCAGGGAUUGACCACAGCCCAUGAACAGUUCAAAGCUACCUUGCCAGAUGCAGACAAGGAGCGACAGGCCAUUCUAGGAAUCCACAACGAAGUGUCAAAAAUCGUUCAGACCUACCAUGUCAACAUGGCAGGAACCAACCCCUACACCACCAUCACCCCACAGGAAAUCAAUGGCAAAUGGGACCACGUGAGACAACUAGUUCCCAGGCGAGACCAGGCUUUGAUGGAAGAACAUGCACGCCAGCAGCAUAAUGAGAGACUUCGCAAGCAGUUUGGGGCUCAGGCCAAUGUCAUUGGGCCCUGGAUCCAAACCAAGAUGGAGGAGAUUGGCCGCAUCUCCAUCGAGAUGCAUGGGACUCUGGAGGACCAACUCAAUCACCUGCGGCAAUACGAGAAGAGCAUUGUGAAUUACAAACCAAAGAUUGAUCAGCUGGAGGGAGAUCACCAACAGAUUCAAGAGGCGCUGAUCUUUGACAACAAGCACACCAACUACACUAUGGAGCACAUCAGAGUGGGCUGGGAGCAGCUCCUCACAACCAUUGCUAGGACUACCAAUGAAGUGGAAAACCAGAUUCUGACUCGGGAUGCCAAAGGAAUCAGCCAGGAGCAGAUGAAUGAAUUCCGCGCCUCCUUCAACCACUUUGACAGGGACCACUCCGGCACACUUGGCCCCGAGGAAUUCAAAGCCUGCCUCAUCAGCUUGGGUUACGAUAUUGGAAACGAUGCACAGAAGAAGACUGGCAUGAUGGAUGCUGAAGAUUUCCGCACCUGCCUUAUCUCCAUUGGUUACAAUAUGGGUGAAGCAGAGUUUGCUCGAAUUAUGAGCAUUGUAGAUCCCAACCGCAUCGGAGUAGUGACGUUCCAAGCCUUCAUUGAUUUCAUGUCCCGGGAAACUGCAGAUACCGACACAGCUGACCAAGUCAUGGCUUCUUUCAAGAUCCUGGCUGGAGAUAAAAAUUAUAUCACUGUGGAUGAAUUGCGACGGGAACUGCCUCCUGAUCAAGCUGAAUAUUGCAUUGCUAGAAUGGCACCUUAUACCGGGCUGGAUUCUGUACCUGGUGCCCUGGACUACAUGUCUUUCUCUACAGCUCUCUAUGGCGAAAGUGACCUUUAACUAUUACCUAUCUAUUCACCACACAUCCUUACCCUCUCCCAUCCAGGAGCACUUUUCUUUCUGUUUGCAAAGCGGGCUCUGCUCUGCCUUUUCUCUCCCCUCCCCUCCCCUCCCCUCCGCCCUUCCUGUUUCCACUUCAGAUCCCAGAUCCCAUUUGGGGUGGGGGCAGCAGAGGGGGAAAUGUUGAAAUGAAACAGUUUAUCAUGCCCCUAAAAGAUGACGGUUUACAAAAUUAUUUUCUGCAGAAAAAGAAGUUACAUAUCAGCAAACGUAUUUUAUUACAGAAAAAAAGUAUUUUUCUCCAAGAUUGAAGCAUAAAUAGAAAAUGUUAAAAGUAUUACACAAAAUGUAUACGGUUUGUUUUUCUUCUUCUUGCCAUUCAGACAUAGGAAAUGGAGUUCCGUGUUGCGUUCCAUCCUAAGAUUCCCAAGCCCAGCGCCACUUCCCCCCCACCUGUCUCUAUUUCCUUAUCACAUUUAUUUUAAGAGGCGGAGGCACACAAGUGCAUGUAUUGCUGGUUCACUUGUUUCAUGAAAAUAUUUUACAAUAAAACUUUUUGAAAUUGCUGUGUUUUUUAGGGAAAAAUAAUGUACACAGCUCAUGUUUUCAUAUUUAAUUAAAAUUGCAAUAUGCCUACUUUGUGUUGUUGCUGAAAGUUGUCUGGUUUCCAAACAUGGCGCUUGAGAGUUGGCAUCUUUGAUAUUGCUUGUCACAGACCAUAUUAAAAAGAAAACUUAUUGUGAUAACAAA
Molecule: messenger RNA, 3772 nt
Organism: Podarcis muralis (Common wall lizard)
Lineage: Eukaryota; Metazoa; Chordata; Lepidosauria; Squamata; Lacertidae
Gene: ACTN1
Product: actinin alpha 1
Molecular function (GO): protein binding; calcium ion binding
Source: RefSeq, a predicted model, not a curated record